Molecule: messenger RNA, 10399 nt
Organism: Thamnophis elegans (Western terrestrial garter snake)
Lineage: Eukaryota; Metazoa; Chordata; Lepidosauria; Squamata; Natricidae
Gene: ANKRD11
Product: ankyrin repeat domain 11
Exons: 13
Coding region: 505-8628 (2707 amino acids)
Biological process (GO): anatomical structure morphogenesis
Cellular component (GO): nucleus
Molecular function (GO): protein binding
Source: RefSeq, a predicted model, not a curated record
UGGCGGCGGACGGGGCGGCGGCGGUGCCGUGAGGAAGGAAACGGCGCUGUCGGGCGGCCGAGCGGGCUGGGCGGCGGGGCUUCCGAUCGGGCGACCCAGCGAGCCAGCGGCGGCCGGGGAGGCAGCGAGAGCCGCCGGGGAGGCGGACGAGCCAUGGAGCGGGUGGGCCGGAGGCGGCGACGCCGGCACUGCUGAGGGCCCGCCGCUACCGCGCCGCCCCGCCCGCCCGCCCGCCGCCGCUGCUGCUGCUCCCUCAGGCAGGCGGCCGGGCCGGGCACAGGCAGAGAAGCUGCGAGCAGGCCUCGCGCGCUCGCCCUCGGGCCUCCCGCCGCCACGGAGAAGAGGCGGCCUCCGCCGCAGCGCCGGAAUAUAGCACUGCUUCCGGGACACCCUUCUGUUGGAUUUUAUCUAUGUCCAGCUAACUGCUGCUUUCAGCUAUGGAAUCGACAGUUGACGAUGAAGCGACGGCAGCAUAAAUGAAGGACAAGUAAGGAAGGCAGAACGAUGCCCAAGGGUGGGUGUUCUAAAACACCACAAUCGGACGAUUUCUCUCUCAGCAACAACAUGGUGGAGAAACAAACGGGGAAAAAGGAUAAAGAUAAAGUUUCUCUAACCAAGACUCCAAAAUUGGACCGGAGUGAUGGUGGCAAAGAAGUGAAGGAGAGAGCUACAAAAAGGAAAUUACCUUUCACUGUUGGAACAAAUGGAGAUCAAAAAGAUUCAGAUACAGAAAAGCAGGGUCCCGAGCGGAAGAGGAUCAAGAAGGAACCGGCAGCUCGCAAGCCCAGCCUGCUCUUCGGAAUGGGGCUUUCGGGGAUUCGGGCAGGCUACCCGCUCUCCGAGCGCCAGCAGGUGGCCCUCCUCAUGCAGAUGACAGCGGAAGAAUCUGCCAACAGUCCAGUGGAUACGACGCCAAAGCACCCCUCUCAGUCUGCAGUUUGUCCGAAGGGGACUCCUAAUUCUGCCUCCAAAACCAAAGAUAAAGUGAACAAGAGAAAUGAACGUGGAGAAACCCGGCUACAUCGGGCAGCCAUCCGGGGAGACGCCCGGCGGGUCAAAGAGCUGAUCAUCGAGGGCGCCGAUGUCAACGUGAAAGACUUUGCAGGCUGGACCGCUUUGCACGAGGCAUGCAACCGAGGUUACUACGAUGUUGCAAAGCAGCUGCUUGCGGCAGGAGCCGAGGUCAAUACCAAGGGUUUGGACGAUGACACUCCCCUGCACGAUGCAGCCAGCAAUGGACACUACAAGGUGGUGAAGUUGUUGUUACAUUACGGAGGAAACCCUCAGCAACUUAACAGGAGGGGAGAGACUCCAUUGAAAGUAGCCAAUUCCCCCACCAUGGUGAAUCUGCUCUUGGGAAAGGCCACCUAUCCUUCCAGUGAAGAAAGCUCCACAGAGACUUCGGAGGAAGAAGACGCUCCGUCGUUUGCGCCCUCCAGCUCCAUUGAUGGCAACAACACGGACUCGGAGUUUGAGAAGGGCCUGAAGCACAAGGGGAAGAACCCGGAGGCCCCCAAGGCGACCACCCCCGUGAAGGACGAGUACGAGUUCGACGAGGACGAUGAGCAGGACAGGGUCCCCCCAGUCGACGACAAGCAUCUGCUGAAGAAGGACUACAGGAAAGAGACUAAACCCAAUAACUUCAUUUCCAUUCCCAAGAUGGAAGUGAAAACCUACACUAAAAACAGCACAAUCGCACCAAAGAAAGCCGCUCAUCGCAUCCUUUCCGACACGUCUGACGAAGAAGACGGCGCCCUGGCGGUGGGAGGGGGGGAGAAGCUGCGGUUAACCACCCACCCCAGCCCCGGCAGCAACAAGGCUCGAGAACCCCCCAGCGCCAAGCAGCAGAAGGAGAAGAACAAAGUGAAGAAGAAACGCAAGAAGGAGGCCAAAGGCAAAGAAGUCCGGUUUGGCAAAAGAAACGACAAGUUUUGUUCCUCCGAAUCUGAGAGUGAAAACCUGGAGAGUGAGGAGGACGACCGAGACUCUGUACAAAGCCCCCCCACCUGCGCCAAGGACUCCAGGCUGGUGCUGAAGGAGUCCUCCCUCUUCAAUUCCCUCUCGGCUUCCUCGGCCUCCUCCCACGGCAGCCUGGCCUCCCAAAAGCAUAACUCGGCCCUCACAGAUCAGCACUCCAAGCAUUGGCGGACCGACAAUUGGAAAACGGUUUCUUCCCCGGCCUGGUCGGACGUCAGCUCCUUAUCCGAUUCCACCAGGACCAGGUUGACCAGCGAGUCAGAUUAUACGUCCGAGGACUCCAGCCUGGAGUCCCUGAAGCCUGUGCGGAAGAAACCGGAGCCCAAGAAGCGAGCUGCUGCAGUGGUGGUGGUGGAGAAGAAGAAUUCGUUCCACGGCAACAUCGACGGGGCGAUUCCAAAGCUGGACAAGGAGGGCAAGGUUGUAAAAAAGCAUAAGACGAAACACAAACACAAAAACAAGGAGAGGGGCCAGUGUCCUGCCAGCCAAGACAUUAAAAUAAUCAAAGCCUUUUCUUUUGAUUACGAGGACUCCAAGCAGAAACCCGAAAAGGCUUUGAUGGUAGAGACUGAGAGCCCCGUUGAAAACAAGCUCAAAGCACUAAAGCAUGAGAGGGAGCACUUCAAGAAAGAGGACAAAUUCCUGAGGACUAAAUCGGAGGAGAAGGAGUGGCUGAUUAAAGAGGAAGCGGGGAAAAAUUCUAAAGAGGAGAAAUCCUUGAAAAAAGCGAAGGAGGCGAGCAAAGACAUCGGCAAACCCUUCAGGGAAGAAAAGGCCGGCAGGCUGGAGAGGGAGAAGCCUACGAAGGAGAAAUCUCCCAAAGAGGAGAAGCCUCGGACGCACAAGGAGGACAGGAAGAAGAAGUCCAAGGACAAGCACUUCAAAGCCGAGAAGAAAAGCGAACCGAAGGAAGAAAAACCAGGCAGAAUCGAGAAAGAAAGACCGGCGAGAGAAGAGAAAGAAAAAUCCAAAAGGGACAAAAGUUACCGAGAAGAAGCGCCGUUCGAAGACUUCAGUAAUAAAAACCAGUUUUUGGAAAAUGAAGAUACAAAGUUCAGCCUUUCCGAUGACCAGCAAGAUCGAUGGUUUUCAGAUUUGUCAUCCGAUUCCUCUUUCGAUUUCAAAGGAGAGGAUAGCUGGGAUUCACCAGGGAGAGAUUUCAGAGAAAUAAAAAAUGACAGUGUGGCAAAAUUAAUAAUUGAAACAGUAAAGGAGGAAAUAAAAGACAAGAAACGCGAAAGCAAGACAAAGGACAAAAGAGACUACAGUGAAAAGCGUAAUGAAAAAGACACAUUUCUUAAAAAGAAAGAGAGAGAAUAUACUGAGCGGAAUUCUGAGAAGAAGAAGGACCAAACCGAGAAGCAUAAAAAUAUUCCCAAUUAUCUGCCCGAAAAGAAAAGAAAAGAUUCUGCUGAAAGUUUUAAAGAGAGAAAAGAAAAGGACGGCAGUGAAAUUAGAGAAAGAAGGGAAUUGCCUGAUAGCUCUAAAGAUAGAAAAGAGGUUAAAAUUAAGCAAGAAGACUCUUACAGGGAUGAGUUUAAAGGCUACGGCUGCGAAGCAUUUUUCAAAGAAAAACCUGACCCUGAUUUCGGCGGAAAAAAUACAGAAACCUGGGAAAGGCACCACUCGGGAAAGGAGAAAAAGGAUGCGCCAGAGAAGGACAAGAAAGAAAAAUCAAAAACAGAGAAGUACAAAGAAAAAUCCAAAAUGGACGAUAGGGAGAGAAACGAGAAGACGCCGUCCGAAAAGAACCCAAGGGACAAAGAACUGGAGAAAAGCUUUAAAGAGAAAAAGGACACAAAGGAGAAAUACAGAGAUCCACACAGCAAAGACAAAGAGAGGAAGACUUCCUCAGAUCAGGCGAAAGACAAGAAGGAGAAGAUCUUCUCUGGGGAUCGGGAGGACUUCCACGAGAAAAAGGAGGAGAAAAAAGCCAGAGAGCGGAGCUGGUACAACAUCCUCGACAUUUUCACCGACGAGAGCGAGGACGAAAAGGACGACUACCCUCUGACGGGGUUCAAACUGGGGGACGGCCUGGAAAAAGAAAUGCACCGGCUGCAGGACAGUCUGCCAGACCCAGAGGACAGUGCCCUGGCCGAGAGAGACCUUUAUGUCCCCGACAAGCAUCGGAAAUAUUCCUCGGACCGGCAGCCCCACUCCGGGGAGAAACCUAAAGAGAAGGACUCCAAAGAGAGAAGAAAGGAGAAGGGGCUGUCGGAGGGAGGGAAGGAGAAAAAAGACAAGAGCUCCCUCGAGAAACACAAGGAGAAGAAAGACAAAGACCGGAAAGAGCGAAUCUCGGUGGACUCUGGCCAGGAAAGGAGGACUAAGCAGAAACUCCUGGAGAAGGCAGACAAGAAGCAUGCGGGCGAAGAGAAGGCUAAAAGCAGACACAAGGAAAAGCUGGACAAGGAGUACAGCAAGGAGAAGCGUUCUUCCAAGAGUGGGGAGGCAGAGAAAAGCUUGCUGGAGAAGCUGGAGGAAGAAGCCCUCAAUGAAUACCGAGACGACUCCAACGACAAGAUCAGCGAGAUCUCCUCGGACAGCUUCACCGACCGGGCGCAGGACCCCGUGCUCAGCAGUCUCUUCGAGGCCUCCGGCCUUUCGCUCGCAGAACCCUCCGAGGAGAGGCUCAAGGAGUCGCUGCCCCUGCCUUGCCUGGUGGAGAAACUGAAGGAGAAGGAGAGGCACCGACACUCCUCCUCUUCGUCAAAGAAGAGCCAUGAAAAAGAGAAAGCAAAGAAAGAAAAAGCGGAGAAAAAAGACAAAGCGGAUGAACUGAAGGACUCCGGCAGCAGGAAAGAGGGCACCCAGUAUGAAAAGGAGUUUGCCCUGGAUGGGGACGGAUUCGGUGGUGCCUAUAGCACGAAAGCCGAGGCUGAAGAAGAAGUGGACAAAAACACGGAGUACUUGUUUUCCGAGAAGAAGGACAGGAACGAAUCCGAAAGAGAACUUCUCCCUAAGAAAACUGAAAAGGAGAAAACGUGCAGCUCCAACGCCUUCAGUGUAGCCAAAGAGAAAAAAAAGAGAGACCGGCACAAGGAGAAGUGGAAAGACGAGAGGGAGAAGCACAGAGACAAACACCCCGAUGGACUCUUUAAGCACCACAAGGAGGAGCAGAAGUUUGCCAAAGACAAGGAGGCGUCCCAAGUGAUCUGUCUCAAGGACAAAUCCAAGGAAGAGGCCUCCAAGCCGAACGACCUCAAAGCGAAGGAAAGGCUGAAGGAAAACCAGGAAAAGGAGAAAGCCGACUGUCUUAAGAUGAGCAACGGAAAUGAUAAAAUUGUCCUAUCCAAAGAGGGCGGUAAAAAAGAUGUCAGGCCCCGGGAAAAGCUUUUGGGCGAUGGGGACCUGAUGAUGACCAGCUUUGAGAGGAUGCUCAGCCAAAAAGAUAUUGAGAUUGAAGAGCGCCACAAAAGGCACAAAGAGAGAAUGAAGCAAAUGGAAAAGAUGAGGCAUCGAUCUGGGGACCCCAAAUUGAAAGACAAAGUCAAAGCCAACGAGGAGAUGCGCAAGAAGAGCCUGGAUUUGACGACCAAGAAACCACUCGCUCUCGACUCUCAGUUAAAAGACAAGAAACUCAAGGACCUCGGCCCACUAGCUCCCAUAGCCUCUCCCGAGAUCAAGGCCCAGCCUGCCGUGGGGCUGGAUUCCAAGGACUGGAUAGCUGGCCCCCAACUGAAGGAAAACCUACCUGCUUCUCCCAGGCCAGACCAGCACAGGCCGACGGGCGUUCCCACCCCGGCCUCAGUGGUUUCAUGCCCAAGCUACGAAGAGGUGAUGCAGACCCCACGGACUCCAUCGUGCAGCAACGAAGAUUACACGGAUGUGAUGUUCGACUGUGCCGACUCUCAGCAUUCCCUCCCCAUCUCCACUAUGUCCAUGAACGCCUGUUCCCCGUCUUUCUUCGACAGAUACUCAAAUCCUUCGAGUGGGUUUUCUGAGAACCCAAGUCAGACGCCAACGAGGCUCUUCCCCUCUACCAAUCUCCAUCGGUCUAUCUCUGUGGACAUUAGAAGGGCACCGGAAGAAGAAUUCAGCCUUGGAGAUAAAUUUUUUAGACAGCAGAGUGUCCCAGCCACUUCUAAUUAUGAUUCUCCGGUCCAGCCCCUAACGGAGGAGAAGCUGCCUCUUCCUUCUGUGCCUACUGAGAAGUUCCCGUGUUUAUCUCCGGAAUAUUAUUCACCGGACUAUGGAGUCCCAUCGCCCAAAGUGGAGGCUCUGCAUUGCACCUCCGGAACUGUUAGCAACGUUGUCCAGUCCCCCGAAAGUGUAUUUUCUGGGUUGCAGGCCAAGUCCUCCCCGUCUCACAGAGACGAGCUGCUGGCCCCGUCUGUAGAAAGCGCGCUCCCUCAAGAUCUGGACAUGCCUUUGGAUGCUACAGAGGACCAACAGGCAACGGCUGCCAUCCUGCCCCCAGAGACCAGCUUCUUGCCCCCGAUUGAGGAGAGCGAGUUUGACUCUGGCGUUCCAGAGCAGAGCAGCACGGAGUGGGAGCCCACACCAAAGAAACCUCCUCCAGUGCCACCCGAUUUAAUUGGCGACCCUCCUGAACAUCCUGUGAGCUGGUCGGUGGGGCCCGAGCUGCUUCUGAAGUCUCCCCAGCAUCGCCCCGAUUCCCCAAAGCCUUUCUGUCCCCUAGAUAUCGCGCUCCCCAGCGCGCCGGUGCCCUUCAUUCCUGCAGAGACGCUCUACCCUGGCUCCCCUCCCUCCUACCCCCUUUCGGUCAUUGAGCCAAGGCUCGAGAAAGCAAAAGAGGAGGCGGAAGAAACGGUCCCACCCGAAAUGGUGUCUGCAGAGCCACCAGCUCCGUGUGUGGAUCCCCCGGCCAGGUUGGAGGCCUUUUUCAGUCCCUGCAAGCCUGUCUCGGAAGACGCCUCGGACGCGGCUUUGCCACCAGCAGAGCCCCAAGUGGAAGCUGCGGAUGCCGUUGAGAAGAAUUUCUUAGAAAACAGCAGCAUCGCUCCCGUAAACCCAGAGGAACCGAUUACGUGGCCGGAUCCCUUCGCAAACUCUGAGGACGACUUGGACCUGGGGCCCUUCUCUCUGCCGGAGUUGCCGCUCCCAGUGAAAGACGUUCAAGAGAUGGAAAUGGUGGAGGCCGCCGAAGAAAGCCACCCUGCUGCGCCUUCCGAAGCCAUUGCUGCAGCCCUGCUGGACGUGGAGGUUCCUUUGGUGUCUGCAAAGGACCAGGAGGACCUGAGUCUCAACCCAGAAAGCCUCCCGCCUGGUGAGCCCGACCUGCAAGGGGAGGAAAAGAGGCCGGAGGAGGCUUCUGCCAAAGCUGGGCUGGAGAUCUGCAGCCCCCCAGAGCAGAAGACGGGAGAAGACGCGGAGGCCGCCCAGAAGGUCCAGGAUGCCGCACCGGCAGAUCUGGGGCAGUUGGAGCCUAAGGAGGUGGAGGCCGCUGUGGAGGAAGCCGCCUCUGCUGCUCUCGUGCCCAGCGAUGCUCCUCACGGCUGUUUUAGCCAAGCGGACGGGACGGAGAGCCCCGAAGUUCAGGAGGCUGCCAGGGGCACCAGCCAGGCUGCUGUUGCUGCUUCUCAGCCAGAGGUUCCCCAAGGGAACGUCCAGUCGGAAGCUGCAGAAUCGGCCCCCAAGCCGAUUCCCGAACCCCCAAAGGCUCCCAAAAUAGAAGAGAUCCCACAGCGGAUCACCAGGAACCGAGCCCAAAUGCUGGCCAAUCAAAACAAGCAGAACGCGGCCGCGGCGGCUGCUUCCGAAAAGGAGUUCCCCCCCGCUUCCGCUCCUUCCACCAGGGCCAAGGGGGGGCGCGUGGCUGAGGAGGAGGACGCCCAGGCGCAGCAUCCGCGGAAGCGGCGCUUCCAGCGUUCCAGCCAGCAGAUCCAGCAGCAGAUCAACACCAGCACCCAGCAGACCCGGGAGAUGAUCCAGCAGACCUUGGCCGCCAUCGUCGACACCAUCAAGCUGGAGGACAUUGAGCCAUACCACAGCGACCGGUCCAACCCUUACUUCGAGUACCUGCAGAUCCGGAAGAAGAUCGAGGAGAAGCGGAAAAUCCUGUGCUACAUCACCCCCCAAGCGCCCCAGUGCUACGCCGAGUACGUCACCUACACCGGCUCCUAUUUGCUGGACGGGAAGCCUUUGAGCAAGCUGCACAUUCCCGUGAUCGCCCCGCCCCCGUCCCUGGCCGAGCCCCUGAAGGAGCUCUUCAAGCAGCAGGAAGCCGUCCGGGGGAAGCUGCGGCUCCAGCACAGCAUCGAACGGGAGAAGCUGAUCGUCUCGUGUGAACAGGAGAUCCUGAGGGUUCAUUGCCGGGCAGCCAGGACGAUCGCCAAUCAGGCCGUGCCCUUCAGCGCCUGCACGAUGCUCCUGGACUCGGAGGUCUACAACAUGCCCCUCGAGAGCCAGGGAGACGAAAACAAAUCGGUCAGAGAUCGUUUCAAUGCUCGCCAGUUUAUCUCGUGGUUGCAGGACGUGGAUGACAAAUACGACCGGAUGAAGACGUGCCUGCUGAUGCGCCAGCAACACGAAGCCGCAGCCCUGAACGCAGUGCAGCGCAUGGAGUGGCAGCUGAAAGUGCAGGAGCUGGACCCAGCCGGGCACAAGUCGCUCUGCGUGAACGAGGUGCCCUCCUUCUACGUGCCCAUGGUGGACGUGAACGAUGACUUUGUGCUCUUGCCAGCAUGACAGGGCCCUGCCGGCGGACGUUUUCACUGCAAACUGGCGCAUGGGUGGGUGCCCACCCCCAACUCCCCUCUGCAGGAUGGGUGUAGGUGUUCACACACACACGCACACACACACACACGGACACACACACGGACACGACCGCUUGCUGAUGAAUCCCCUGUCAGCCGAGGAGGAGGAAGCAGAACAUCUGGGAGGAGACCAUGAGUGGCAGUUUCUUCGUGGAGCCCCAGGCGCCCCGGGAGCAGCGGAAGGAGAGGCGCAGCUCCUUCCCCACCAUCCUCCGCGGCAGGAGCAGCCUGGGCACAGCGGCAGGCUCAGCGCCGGUGGUUGGAAGAGACUGGAUGGGGGCCAGGGCACCCUCUCUCUCGGGAGGGGCGGGGAGCUGCAGCUGCCGCCAAGACUCGAAGCCGCCGCAACAGCCUUCGGCGCACUCGCAAUUUCUGCCGUUCGGAGCGCUUUGAUUCUUCCAUCGGCCUGUGGGUGGACCCGUCCCCCCGAGACCCUGCAGGGCUAAACUGUCAGGGGGCGUGGAAGAGACCGGCUGCCCCUUUGGUUCUUCUUGCAGCCGGGCAUCCAGAAGGCACCCAACUCCACUCGGGGGGCGGUGGAGAGUCUCCCCCCAACGGACCGGCAACGUGGGGCACCUUUUGAGCAACGGAGCCCGGGGAGGGAGCCCCCCCCACACACACAGAGACCAGAGGCGUAAGUGGUGCAGAGCGAGGACGGUGCAAUUCUGUUUUGAAGUGGAGUAAAAUCCAUGUGGUUUAUAUAUAUAUAUAUAUAAAUAUAUAUAUAUAUAAAUAUAUAUUUUCCUUUAACCUUGGGCAUUUUGUUUCUCUUUCUGAGACCAUAACUUGAAAAAAGAAAAAGAUAAAACACUACAAGAGCCAAUACUCCUAUAAAGAGAAAUUGUAUCCCUUAAAAGCUGUACAGUUUUAUAUACAUUAACAAUGUACUUUUUUGCUGCCUUCUAGAUAAUUUAUUUUGCAACACAUUACUGCACAGUUGUAAAUAACUUAUGUACUGUAACAUCACUUUCAGUCAUGUGUAAAGAAAUAAAUUAAUUAAUUAAAAUGAUCUUUGUAUGUAUAGUUCCCCCAGGCAGGAGCCCCCCCCCUUCCUCCUCCUUUCCAACCCGGGGGCCGGGCAGCUCCUCCUGCCCCCUGCAGCAGAGAGGCUGGCCGUGGGCUCCCCCUGCCCCCUGAGCUCAGCUGAACCCUGGCUGUUCUCUGGCUCCACAUCCCACCACAGGUUGAUCUCGAGAGAGCUCCGAGCUCCCCUUGGGGGCCCGAGGAACCGGCAGCUGCUCUAGGCACCUGUGGGCAGAGAGAGACCCUUCAUGGGGCAGGCUAGGCUGAAGGGGCCCCAAGUUGGCCCAACUUGGCCCAGUUCCAAGUUGUGGAUUGUCGAGUAGAAUUUGGUAACCAGGAAGUUCCGAGCCGAGUGUGCCGGGCUCAGCCCUCCCAUGAACGGCUGUCCGCUUGUGGGCAGAAGGAGCAGGGUGGCUCUUGAGAGCGCGAUGGGCCCACAGAGUCCCUGGGGCAGGCAAGGAGGGCAAAAUGGGGCCCUUCCUUCUUUCCCAAAGCUUUUGCCAGGAGGGCUGCUCUGGUUUCGUGGCCUGGGAAGACUCAGCUCUGUCGUUCACACCUAUAGAAACCUUUGGGGCUGGCUGCUUCUGGAUCUGGAUCUGGACUGGGUUGGCCACCUUGAGCCUUAGGGAAUUGCUGCCUAGCAAAGACUGGAGGACUCUCCUCCCCCCCCCCCCCAAAUG